Messenger RNA from Phoenix dactylifera (date palm), 4453 nucleotides. RefSeq names its product RNA helicase, ATP-dependent, SK12/DOB1 protein. NCBI's taxonomy places the organism in Eukaryota, Viridiplantae, Streptophyta, Magnoliopsida, Arecales, Arecaceae. Gene Ontology annotation, biological process: nuclear-transcribed mRNA catabolic process, 3'-5' exonucleolytic nonsense-mediated decay. Gene Ontology annotation, molecular function: RNA helicase activity; RNA binding; ATP binding. The record is from RefSeq and is a predicted model, not a curated record. Gene Ontology annotation, cellular component: Ski complex.
GAAGCCUUGCCGACUUCCGAAAGAAAGAUGCCGCCAAGAUAGGGCAAGAUUCAAGCAAGGUCGUCAGGGCGGAGAAGCUCCCUCGUCUUCGUCUCCGAUGGACCGGAUCACGGCGGCCAACGAGGUCGCCUUCAGAAUUGGGUUCUCCGGUCACAGUGGACAUCUCAGACUCGAACCUCUCCCACCCGUCGAGAGCUCCAACCCCCUUCGAUCUCUCCCCGACUUCAUCCUCCCGCCAGCAUUCCCGGCAGAAACAUCAGAAAGUUUGAAAGAGAAUCUGGAGGAGAAGUACCUUCUCCCGGAAUUGGAUCCUGAUGAGUUCUCGGUGGAAAACUCGGGAAGGCAGUGGGUAUUCGAUUGGUUUGAUAGCGCGAAGGUUCACCUGGAACCUUCCGCUCCUCGUUCUGUUGUGGCGCCCUCGUGGGAAUUGCCCUUUAGGCGGUCAAAGAAAACAGGCUCGACGGGGUUAUGGGAUCCGAGCUCAGUGCAGAUAGAUGUGACAGAGCUGAUGGGAGGACCUCAGGAUUCUGGAACCUUGGGACGCAUGCCUGGACCAGCAAAGGAUUUUGUCAGAGGCAGUAUGAACAACCGCCCGUUCCGCCCAGGAGGUCUUGAUGAUUCUCGGACACCGGAGAGGGUCCUUCCUGAGGGUGCUUGCAGUGGUGAAUGGGUGCAUGAAGUUAUCAAUGGUGGUGUGGCUCAGGCUGUUCCUCCUAGUUUCAAGAAAGGGUUGGAGUUAGGUUGUCUUAAGGAAUUUCCUUACCAUUGGAAAUACACCAAUGAGCGGUUAUCUACAGGUCAGGUUGCGACAGAGGAAAACCUGGAUAGAUACUCGGUGCAAUUUGAUGAUUUAUUCAAGAAAGCUUGGGAAGAAGAUGUUAUUGAAGAAUCAAGAAGUGAUGAGUCUCCAGAGGCAAGAGUUGAAACAAAGGAGAGUGAUGCCAUCGACACUGUUCCUGAAGCUGAAACAAAGGAGAAUGAUGCCAUUGAUGCUAUUCCUGUAGCUGAAAGAAAGGAGACUGAUACUAUCAAUGCUAUUCCCAAAGCCGAAACUUCUUUAGAUGAGAUAUUGUUGACUGAACCAGCAGGGACAGCAUCAAAGUUAAGUGGAGCAAGCGAUGAUAGUGGGCAGAAAGAAGGAGAGGUCUGGGCUCUUGUUGGUGGGGGUGAGGAGAUUGUAAAUCACUUUUAUGAACUUGUCCCUGAUAUGGCGAUUAACUUUCCUUUUGAGUUGGAUAGAUUCCAAAAGGAGGCUAUAUAUUAUCUUGAGAAGGGUGACUCUGUUUUUGUAGCAGCACAUACUUCAGCUGGAAAGACAGUUGUUGCAGAAUAUGCAUUUGCUUUAGCAUCAAAGCAUUGCACACGGGCUGUCUACACUGCUCCCAUUAAAACCGUAAGCAACCAGAAGUACAGGGAUCUUUGCGGCAAGUUUGAUGUAGGUCUUCUUACCGGAGAUGUAAGCUUAAAGCCAGAGGCAUCUUGCCUCAUCAUGACUACUGAGAUAUUAAGGUCAAUGCUUUACAAGGGAGCUGAUAUUAUUCGUGACAUUGAAUGGGUUAUAUUUGAUGAAGUGCAUUAUGUAAAUGAUGUUGAAAGAGGUGUUGUCUGGGAAGAAGUUAUAAUCAUGCUUCCAAGGCAUGUCAACAUUGUCCUCCUUUCAGCAACGGUCCCAAACACAAUGGAAUUUGCAGACUGGAUUGGUCGGACAAAACAGAAGAAGAUCCGUGUUACUGGGACCACAAAGAGACCAGUUCCUCUUGAGCACUGCUUGUUCUAUUCUGGAGAAUUUUACAAAAUAUGUGAGGGAGAUUCCUUUUUGCCUCAGGGACUGAGAGCAGCUAAAGAUGCCUAUAAGAGGAAAAGUUCUAGUACUGUUGGAGGCAAAUCUGGAACAAAAUCAGGGCCUCCAACAUCCCUAGGCGCAACUCAAGUUAGGCAACCUGAUAAUUCUGGUCGAGGUAAAAUUCAAAAACACUCCAAACAUCGAGUGGUCGACAAUCUUUCGGGGACUAGUGGAGGUCACCAAAACAGUUGGGGAUCACGGAGAUCAGAGUCAUCAUUAUGGUUGUUGCUAAUAAACAAGCUUUCGAAGAAGUCCCUUUUGCCUGCUGUUAUAUUCUGCUUCUCGAAGAAUCGAUGUGAUAAAUCAGCAGAUAACAUGACUGGAAUGGACCUUACAAGUAAUUCUGAGAAAAGUGAAAUUCGUGUCUUUUGUGAUAAGGCUUUUUCACGCCUAAAGGGAUCUGACAGGAACCUACCACAGGUUGUCGGAGUGCAAAACCUAUUACGUCGAGGGAUUGGUGUGCACCAUGCUGGACUUCUUCCUAUUGUAAAGGAAGUUGUUGAAAUGCUCUUUUGUCGCGGCGUGAUUAAGGUGUUAUUCUCCACUGAAACAUUUGCAAUGGGAGUUAAUGCCCCAGCAAGAACGGUUGUCUUUGAUGCAUUGAGAAAGUUUGAUGGCAAGGAAUUCAGAAAGUUGCUUCCUGGGGAAUAUAUUCAAAUGGCUGGACGUGCUGGCAGGAGAGGACUGGAUAAGAUUGGUACAGUUAUUGUUAUGUGUCGUGAUGAAAUUCCAGAGGAGAGUGAUUUGAAGCAUGUGAUGGUUGGAAAACCAACUAGACUUGAAUCUCAGUUUAGAUUGACUUAUACCAUGAUUAUGCAUCUUCUUCGUGUUGAAGAAUUAAAGGUAGAAGACAUGCUGAAGAGAAGUUUUGCUGAGUUUCAUGCUCAGAAGAACUUGCCGGAAAAAGAAAGGCUUCUUUUGCAAAAGCUACGUCAAACUACUAAAAGUAUUGAAUGUAUAAAGGGCGAACCUGCUAUUGAAGAAUAUUAUGAGAUGGCAUCAGAAGCAGAGUCACACAGAGAACAUAUAGCACAGGCUAUGCAGUCGCACUCUGCUCUGCAAUUUCUUUCACCUGGAAGAGUGGUGGUUGUCAAAUCACAGUCAGCUGAAGAUCACUUACUCGGAGUCGUCCUGAAAACUCCUUCUGCUACAAACAAACAAUAUAUAGUUUUAGUAUUGGUGGCAGAUGUUGCUUCAUCUACGCAAACUCCAUCAGUUUCUUCAAAUAAACUGCAAGAGAAAGAAAGUGGCAAUUUUCACCAAGGUUAUUUUAUUGCUCCUAAAGGAAAACGUGGCAUGGAUGAAGAGUACUUUUCAUCCGUUAGUUCUCGUAGAGGAUCUGGUGUAAUAAAUAUAAAGUUGCCAUAUUGUGGCUGUGCUGCUGGGAUGAGCUAUGAAGUUAUAGCAAUAGAAAAUAAGGACUUUAUGAGUAUCUGUGACUGCAAAAUAAAGAUUGAUCAAGUGCGUCUUCUUGAGGAUCCCAGCCAGAUUGCUUACUCAAAAACUGUUCAACAGCUGCUAGAACGGAAACCCAGAGGAAGUAGAUAUCCUCCUGCACUGGAUGCAGUAAAAGAUCUCAAGCUGAAAGACAUGGAUCUUGUGGAGAGGUACCAUGCAUAUAAUGGGCUACUGCAGCGGAUGGCUGAAAACAAAUGCCAUGGAUGCAUAAAAUUGAAGGAGAACAUAAUGUUGCUAAAGGAGCAAAAGAGGCACAAAGCAGAAGUUAAUGCUUUACAAUAUCAAAUGUCAGAUGAAGCACUUCAACAGAUGCCAGAUUUUCAGGGUCGGAUUGAUGUGUUGAAGGAGAUUAAUUGUAUUGAUUCUGAUCUUGUUGUUCAACUCAAGGGCCGGGUGGCCUGCGAAAUGAACUCUGGGGAGGAGUUGAUAUGCACUGAGUGUUUGUUUGAGAACCAAUUUGAUGACUUAGAACCUGAAGAAGCUGUGGCCAUUAUGUCUGCCCUUGUUUUCCAGCAGAACAACACCUCCAAACCAUCUCUUACUCCUAAGCUGGCUAAUGCAAAACAGAGAUUGUAUAACACAGCAAUUAGAUUGGGGAAGCUUCAAGAGCAGUUCAAAGUUGCUGUAGAUCCUCAGGAGUAUGCACGAGACAAUCUAAAGUUUGGCCUUGUUGAAGUUGUCUAUGAAUGGGCCAAGGGAACUCCUUUUGCAGAUAUUUGUGAGCUUACUGAUGUACCGGAAGGUCUGAUUGUGAGGACCAUAGUGAGAUUGGAUGAAACAUGCCGUGAAUUCAAAAAUGCAGCUUCAAUAAUGGGCAACUCGGCACUUCAUAAAAAGAUGGAGGCUGCAUCUAAUGCCAUCAAGCGUGACAUUGUUUUUGCAGCUAGUUUGUAUGUCACAGGAGUUUGAAUCUGUUUUAAACCUCAUGAUUUCUUAUCUUCAUUGCCUCUGUACUUUGCAGAUGAUCAAGACAGAAAUCCACUCUGCAGUCAUUGUAUUUUAUGCUUGAGGUAACUAGGUAUUAUGUGCUCUUUUGUUAGGGAAUUCUGUUGUUUCUGACGAGAUGUGUAAGCAUAUAGUUUCCGUUGAUGUAGUGUACAAUUGCUAAUCAAUCUCAUAGGCUGAGGCAUUUUUUUCUGACGCUCAAAAUUA